Messenger RNA from Hyalella azteca, 2131 nucleotides. Its product is annotated as transmembrane protease serine 11G-like. Gene Ontology annotation, biological process: proteolysis. The coding region runs from base 161 to 1690 and encodes 509 amino acids. The transcript is spliced from 12 exons. The record is from RefSeq and is a predicted model, not a curated record. Lineage: Eukaryota; Metazoa; Arthropoda; Malacostraca; Amphipoda; Hyalellidae. Gene Ontology annotation, molecular function: serine-type endopeptidase activity.
AUGAACACUUGCGUAUAGAAUGGAGACUGAAUUUUAUCCUAUAUAAGCACCCUGAUCAGAAAGAGAACCGCACUUCUCUCCCCACAUCCGCCUCUGCAACGAAUUCCAUUCCCAUUGAAUUAGAGGCAUUUCUUAUCAACGUUCCAUCGUGAGUACUAUCAUGACCAAUUAUCUGUCAAUUUUAUGGCUGGGAUUUUGUUUGGCUGUGCCUGAAAUCACGGCAAUGCCUGGCCUUGAUGAUGUCGAGGACAUGAACCAACAAAAUGAGUUUUCGUCACCUGAAGCGCCUUCAGAUGUCAUGGCACUAGAGGAACCAAGCCCUGAUUUGAUGCAAACGCUUGCUCGAAAAAUGGGGGAGGAUCUGGUAUAUGUUCGAAGGACGAUCCGCGGAGACGUUCAGCCUCUCAAAUGGAUCAGUGACCGCAAAGGCCGCAUAUUCGGAGAACUACCUGAUGUGUCGCAACCUCUGGCCGAACUGAAAAACGAAACCAUCGGCCUCCUGAACCCUCGUGCCGCCAGGGUCACAAACGGGCUGCCGUGCAACGGAGUGACGAGGCUGUCCCCGGACGGCGACUCGCUGGCUUUUGUCUUGCCUGUCAGCAGCGAUAACGCGUUCUGCCAGGCUGUUAUUUUACCGACUGUAGGCAGUUCUCUGACGCUGGAAUGUCCGUUCUUCACAUUUCCUCGAUGCCAGAGAGAAUAUCUCUACGUCACCGAUGGAGCUGACCGCAAACAGCUAUACUGCGACGGCCGACAGCUGGAGCCACUAAGCAACCUGCAGCAGUUGUUCCUGCUCUAUGAGAGGAAGCAGACCAGCGACGCUGUCUUCAACGCCUACUGCACCGUUACUGCGCGCUACAACACACCGCCGUCUGCUGGCACACCAGCAGCUCAAAACGCCUACCAGAUCUGUCCCGCUUCUUGUGGCAAGGCCUUGAGAAACUCUGGGACCAUCCGCAUCAUCGGCGGGUCGCUGGCCGAGGAAGGAGCGUACCCGUGGAUGGCGAAGCUCGUCAUCAAGAUGAAGAACGGCAACGCCUUCCAGUGUGGCGGCUCCAUCAUCAACUCUAGGAACAUCCUUACAGCCGCUCACUGCCUUGAAGACAAACAAAACGUCCAGUCGAUACUCGUGAGCGUGGGCCGCACAGGCACAGCGCCUGUCCCGACCGAGCAGCGCAUGGAGGCUACUGAGUUCAUCGUGCAUGAAGCUUACUCGUCCAACUCGGGGAAGAUGGAUGCAGACAUUGCCUUGGUGUAUCUGCCACAAGAACUAAAGCUGGGCGCAGGUUCGGGUACCGCGGCUCCAGUUUGUCUUGCCUCUCCUGGGCAAUACGAACACCAGGUGGCGGUCGUCACCGGGUGGGGGGCUACAUCUUCUGGUGGAGGAGUUUCUUCAAGCCUCAUGGAGGCAGGGGUGACUGUGACAGAGCUCGCAGCGUGUAGCAAGACCUACGGAGCAGUCGGUCAUACCAUUACUGAAAAUCAGUUGUGCGCCGCUGAGGUUGGUCGCGACAGCUGCCAGGGGGACUCGGGAGGACCUCUGGUGACGCAACUCAAGGGCGUCUGGUACCAGCUCGGAGUGGUGAGCUUCGGCAUCGGUUGUGCAGAUCCUCAAUAUCCUGGAGUUUACACACGCGUUUCAUCUUAUCGGGACUGGAUUGCGGCGCGCCUUAGAGGAGGAACCUGCUGAUCUUGUUCAUUUGUGUUAUCAGUGGCAUGAAGCACUUCGGAUAAGAUGAGGAACCUGCUCUUUUCAUUCACGUUAUUAGUGACAUGAAGUUCAAUCUAUGGGCGGAGAGCCCAUAAAUUGUGCGACACUGCAAUAUUUUCAACGAAUUUCCCGAAUUUAGCGCACUGCGUGGCUGUGUUUUCACGUGUGAAGGGAUCAUUUUGGCCUUGGGUUUCGACUUAAAUAUAUAUAAUGUGGAUUGCUUCCAGGUAACGUUUGCUUGAUUGCACAUCUUAUACAUGAAGUUUUUAUAUUUGUUCAGCACGUUUUUUUUUUGCAAUAUGAUUACAGGUCCUAUUAUUUUUCUAGCUGCAAAAAUAUAUUUGCGAAAACUUUUAUAAGAAAUGCCUCUAUAUUUUGAGAAACGUCUCGUAAUUUGUGAAAAUAAAAAGUAUGAGUGCA